Molecule: messenger RNA, 4664 nt
Organism: Rattus rattus (black rat)
Lineage: Eukaryota; Metazoa; Chordata; Mammalia; Rodentia; Muridae
Gene: Jph1
Product: junctophilin 1
Exons: 5
Coding region: 227-2209 (660 amino acids)
Cellular component (GO): junctional membrane complex; sarcoplasmic reticulum; endoplasmic reticulum membrane
Source: RefSeq, a predicted model, not a curated record
GCUGGCCCGGGCGGCGGCGGAGGAGGGAGAGAGGAGGUGGUGGCGACGGCGAGAGAGGAGGGGAGGACGGGGGCAGCGUCGGACUGGAGCCGAUCGGCGGUGCGAGCUGCCCGGGGCGCAGUCGUGAGCUCGCCCGCUGGGUCCCCACCCACGAGCUACACCCUGCAGUGCCCAGCUCUGCCCGCGUACGUGCCCCCGCGGGGAGCGCGCCGGGGCUGUCCCCCGAAUGACGGGCGGAAGGUUCGACUUCGACGAUGGCGGCACCUACUGCGGCGGCUGGGAGGAGGGCAAGGCGCACGGGCAUGGCAUCUGCACGGGGCCCAAGGGCCAGGGCGAGUACUCUGGCUCCUGGUCGCACGGCUUCGAGGUGGUUGGAGGCUACACCUGGCCCAGCGGCAACACCUACCAGGGCUAUUGGGCGCAGGGCAAGCGGCAUGGGCUGGGGGUGGAGACGAAGGGCAAGUGGAUGUACCGGGGGGAGUGGUCACAUGGUUUCAAGGGGCGCUACGGGGUCCGACAGAGCCUGUGCACCCCCGCCCGCUACGAGGGGACCUGGAGUAACGGGCUGCAGGACGGGUACGGCGUGGAGACCUACGGGGAUGGAGGUACCUACCAGGGCCAGUGGGCUGGAGGCAUGCGGCAUGGCUACGGUGUACGCCAGAGUGUGCCCUAUGGCAUGGCCACGGUGAUCCGCUCCCCGCUGCGCACCUCCCUGGCCUCACUGCGCAGUGAGCAGAGCAAUGGCAGCGUGCUGCAUGAAGCUGCAGCCACAGCUGCAGAUAACCCGGCCGGCACAAGAGGUGGCUUCGUGCUCAACUUCCAUGCGGACACAGAGCUGGGCAAGAAGAAGGGUGGCCUCUUCCGUCGGGGCUCUCUUCUCGGCAGCAUGAAACUCCGCAAGUCCGAAUCCAAGUCUUCCAUCUCCAGCAAGCGCAGCUCGGUCCGCAGUGAUGCAGCCAUGAGCAGAAUCAGUUCUAGCGAUGCCAACUCCACCAUCAGCUUCGGUGACGUGGACUGUGACUUUUGCCCUGUGGAAGAUCAUGUGGAUGCCACCACCACGGAAACCUACAUGGGCGAGUGGAAGAACGAUAAGCGCAAUGGCUUCGGCAUCAGCGAACGCUCCAACGGCAUGAAGUACGAAGGCGAGUGGGCCAAUAACAAGAGGCAUGGGUACGGCUGCACUGUGUUUCCCGACGGCUCUAAGGAAGAGGGGAAAUACAAAAAUAAUAUCCUGGUCCGUGGAAUAAGGAAGCAGCUUAUACCAAUAAGAAAUACAAAAACUAGGGAGAAGGUGGAUAGAGCCAUUGAAGGUGCACAAAGGGCAGCGGCCAUGGCCAGAACCAAAGUGGAAAUAGCAAACUCAAGGACUGCACAUGCCAGAGCAAAAGCUGAUGCUGCUGAUCAAGCUGCAGUGGCUGCUCGCCAGGAGUGCGACAUUGCGAGAGCUGUGGCCAGAGAGCUGUCACCUGAUUUCUACCAACCAGGUCCUGAUUAUAUCAAACAAAGAUUUCAAGAGGGGGUAGAUAUUAAAGAAAAUCCAGAAGAAAAGGUCCCAGAAAAGCCUCCAUCACCAAAGGAAUCACCUCAUUUUUAUCGCAAAGGUACAACACCCCCCAGGUCUCCUGAGGCAAGUCCCAAACAGAGCCACUCUCCCCAGCCUUCCUCCCCAAAGUCCAUGAAGAAACAGAACCCCAGCUCAGGGGCAAGACUCAGUCACGAUAAAAGGAACACGGCUGAGGAACAAGUGGUAGCCAUUGUUAAUAAGCCCUUGAUGUCAAAGGCUCCUUCAAAGGAACUGGGAGCAACCGUGUCCAAGUACUCUGGCCGCCACUAUGUCCCCAACCCCAGCAAUGGGGAGCUGCACUCUCAGUAUCAUGGCUACUAUGUUAAACUGAACACGCCCCAGCAUCCUCCAGAAGACAGGGAGGAUGACAGCGGAGUCGGCCAGUCUUCCUCAGCAUUGGUACCUAGACCAUCACCUAACAAGUGGAGUCCCCCUAAAUCUGUGACAAAACCAGUUGCCAAAGAAAGCAAAACUGAGCCAAAAGCAAAGAAGUCUGAACUUGCUAUACCAAAGAAUACAGCAAGCAAUGAUACCUGCCCUCCUUUAGAAAAAGAAGCCAAUUCCGGCCCUAAUUCCAUCAUGAUUGUCCUGGUCAUGUUGUUGAAUAUUGGGUUGGCCAUUCUUUUUGUUCACUUUCUGACUUGAUUGGAAUUAGGAAAGGUAAGCAUAGCCUUAAUUUCUAUAAAACAUCACAGUAACAUCGUUUUCUCCAAUUCCAAUUUACAACGUUUUUUAAGACAGUGACAUUGUCCUUCACUUUAGUUCUGCCUAUGAUUCAGUAUGGUUACCGAUUGCUGUAACUGUUUUGACUCUUCAGUGAAGUCAUAACAGCUAGUGGAGUUGAACCCACAGUUCUGCCUUGGUGUCUUCAUCCCUUUAACUGCCACACCCCAGUCAGGCUCAGACACAGGCAAGGAGGCUUGAAUUGGGAUGGGAUCACAAGAGAGAUGAAACUUGGAAAAUUCAGCCAGAGGACCUUUCAGGCUCCUCAGGAAUGCUUUGUGUCUUUGGGGUCCUCUGGGAGCUGAAGCAUACAGCCAUGUUGGAAAGCAGAGCUUAAUAAUGAUUCUUUUUUAAAAUCUGCUGAAGCAGCCCCAUCCGGCGAAGUUCUUGGCGUUGGCUACUCCAUCUGUCCUAGCAGAGUGUGACUAAACUGGAAAUGUAUGGACCUGCAAUUUUUUUUUUUUGAUGGAAGUCAACAGCUGCCUUACUAUUUUACCAUCUGACGUUUUUAGUAGGGAGCUGGGUUGAGAAGACUGCCAGAGGAAUGCAGUCUGAGGAUUGUGUUGCGGUGGGCAUGGCGCCAACAUUCACUCCUAUCUCAUUAGAAGAAGUAGGUAGCAGCAUCACUCAGAGGUCUUCUGCUGUGACCUGCUGCGUUAACAUCUCCUGGAAUGUUCUGGAAGGGAAUAUUUCAUUUGCUUGUGCACAACUCUGCUCAUUUUUGCUGUUUAUUUAAAUUUGACCGCAUAGUCAUCUUCCACUUGCAAUCCUGGCUGGAUGAGAAGACACAGGUUGCAUCUCAAGGAAAAGCAACAACAAAAGACUAGUUAAAAAAUAUAUAGUGUUUAUUUUAAUAGCAAUACAUUGUUUUCAUGUUGUUUAUUCUUUUUAAACCAAUAAAAGAUUUAUUUAUCUUUAAAAUAUAGUGAUCUGAAGGUAUUAUACCUUCCAAAGAAAUAAUUUAAUUUUAAAUAUUUUUAACACCAUUGAGGUGAAUUGUUGACGCACUCAGGUGCUACAUUUUACAAGCUGAAAGACUACAUAUUACCAAGAAGUGUAGUCAAAAUGUUGCAUGGAUUGCAGUAAUCAGUGGUUAAAGGUUCGGUUUCAUUGCUGACGUAUGUUACAACCAAAUAAAAUCUUGUCAGUGGCUCUGUUAAUUCCCAUGAAAGUUAAGCAAGAUCUAUUAAUAGCUACUCUUCUCUUUCUCUACCCCACCCCCAGCUCGAAUUUUGGUUGAAUGCAUUCAGGUAGACAGUAAAGUUUUGUUAAGUCACUGCCCCUUCUCUGCCUUCAGUGUUUUUCAAAGUUGUUUUGUAAUUCUAUUUUAAAUUUUAAAGACUUAGAUGGUUUUAUUUUAAAUAUUUGUCUUUUGCUGUCCUGUAUCAUUCUGAUGUUGAUUUUUUUCUAUUAUAUAAUUUACUCAGAAGCAUGCUUAACUAGGGAAACUACAUGAUCUUUAUAAAAAAAAUAAUUAUUUAAAAAGAAAUGAGUGUAGGAAAGAUAUGUCUGAAUCUCUUAAAGGCAUUGCCUUGUGGAGGGGGAAGUCUUCCUAACGUUUAUCCAGGAUAUCAUGGUGUCAGCCGAGUCUCUUACUUAGGGGCCUUUGCAGAGACAGUGUGUGUCACUCCCCUGAUAGCACAGAAGAGGACCACAUGCUUCAUCACCUACAGGGUAGUAAACCAGUGGUGGUUUCUGCAGAAGUGCAAUAUAUUGAGACUCUUGGGUAUGACCAAUAUGGAUUAAAGAAGAAGGCAGAAAGAGAGCAAAUGAAAAUAAAAUUACAACUUGUAUAUUUAUUUUUUACAUUUUGCUUUGACUUUAGGGAGUCCAUUUUUACUCAAGAACAAACUAAGUCUGUCUGUUGUCUGCAUAGUCUCCCUGCCUGUUCCUACCCUUGAAGCUCCUUAUGCUGGGAAGGCUGUUUGUUUGUUUUUUUAAGAAAUAGAAUAUUUAAUCUGAAUAAGUGUUUAUUUAAAUGUGUAAUGCUUUGAAAAUAAUGGGCAACAGAGAACUAAAGGAUGUUUAUAAAGUGAGCUUGUUGGCUCCAUUUAUAAAUAUAUACGAUUUAUAAGCUUUUUUAAAACAAAGCUCAAAUUGUGGGUAUUUUUCUAAAAUGUGCACAGCUGUAUUUUCCAUGAAGGAUCUUUCUAAUGGGUUGUUAUACUGUACUCUACAUUUUGGACAGCACAUGAAGUCUGCCAAUGUACUUAAUAAAACAUGACUUUGUUUAUUUAAAGUUUCUUGCUGUGAAAAACCCUACCAGUGGGUUCCUUAAUUUAUAAUCCUUAAAACCAAAAUGUAUAAUGUACAGUUUCCACAACUGUAACUGCCCUAAUAAAAAUGUUGGUUAUUAAUAAAGUUCGAGAUGUCUUUC